AUGAUCGAGCAGCCGUAUGGUGCACCCAAAAUCACAAAGGAUGGUGUGACGGUUGCAAAGGCACUUGAAUUCAAAGACAAAUGCCAAAAUGUGGGAGCCAGUCUUGUCCAGCAGGUGGCAUCAGCGACCAAUGAUAUUGCUGGAGAUGGUACUACCACAGCCACAGCCCUGGCAAGGGCUAUAUUGAAGGAGGGAAUCUUGUCAGUGGCAGCAGGUAUGAACCCCAUGGAUCUGUGGAGGGGCGUCCAGGCAGGGGUUGACCAUGUGGUGAAACUGCUGGCCAAGCAGGCCAAAAUGAUAAGCACUGCAGAGGAAAUAGCACAGGUUGCUACCAUAUCAGCAAACGGAGAGAAGGAAAUUGGCGACCUGAUGUCCAGGGCCAUGGAAAGAGUUGGGAGGGAUGGUGUCAUCACUGUGACGGAUGGUAAGACACUUGAGAAUGAACUGGAGGUUGUUGAAGGAAUGAAAGUCGACCGGGGCUACAUAUCACCGUACUUCGUCACUGACCAGAAGAACAUGAAAUGCGACUUUGAGGAAAGCUAUAUCCUCAUUGUGGAGAAAAAGAUAUCAGGGUUGUGA
Ostreobium quekettii is the source of this 579-nucleotide messenger RNA. The record is from the annotation of a GenBank genome assembly. Lineage: Eukaryota; Viridiplantae; Chlorophyta; Ulvophyceae; Bryopsidales; Ostreobiaceae.